AAUCUGUUAGGACUUCUGGGAAAAGAGGAGAGGGAGUCACUUUUUACUUUCUUAAGUAAUACAGGGCUAGCAGGUAAAAUCUAAGAGCUGGAAAAAUGAAAUGUUACACACUCUUGUACAGUAGGUGGCGUUAUGCACCUAAAUGUUGAUUGCGAUCCGCCAUUAACCCCAGAGAAGAAGAAGAUGAUGAAGCUGAAUUAAUUGUGUUGUAGCACGUUGUUAGUAAGUUAAAGUAGGUUAUCGGACUUCGGCGUAGUUUAAUUUAGUGAAAUACAUGCAGAAAUGAACGUAGCUAAAAUGAUGGAGGAGAAACCCAGCCUGCUGCUCUCCUUCCACACUGAGAUCAAACAAGAACCACAAGAUGCUGAUUGUGACAGUAAAGCUCAGUGUUCAUUGGUGGAUUCCGAGAUGACAUCCGUAAAGCAGGAAGACAAAAGUCAAAUACUGGGACUGAAUGUUAAAAUUAAAAAUGAGGAGGAGAAGAAUGUUGGGGAUUUAAUGAAUCAAGAUCUAGGAAAUGUAUCAACUUCAGCAAUCACAUCUGGAGAGAAACAACAGGAGGACUGCAAAGAUAAGAAGUCUCCCCCCUGCCCCCGUUGUGGAAAAUGUUUCCUAAAUGAAUCAGAUUUAAAAAAACACAUUAACAUAUGUACAAGAGCGAAGCCUUACUCCUGUUCUGACUGUGGGAAGAGUUAUUCUCAUUUAAAUACCCUUAAAGCUCACCAGCGCAAACAUACAGGAGAGGAGCCUUAUUGCUGUUUUGAAUGUGGGAAGAAUUUCUCUAAAUUAAGUAUCUUCAAAUGUCACCAGCGCAUACAUACAGGAGAGAAGCCUUUCUCCUGUUCUGACUGUGGGAAGGGGUUCUCCGUAUUAGGUCACCUUAAUGUUCACCAGCGUAUACACACUGGAGAGAAACCUUACUCCUGUUCUGACUGUGGGAAGAGUUUCUCUCUCUCAGGUAGCCUUAAAAUUCACCAGCGCAUACAUACAGAAGAGAAACCGUAUUCCUGUUCUGACUGUGGGAAGAGUUUCAUGCAAUUACAAAGCUUUAAAUUUCACCAGGGCAUACAUACUGGAGAGAAACCUUAUUCCUGUUCUGACUGUGGGAAGAGUUUCUCUCAAUUAAGUAAGCUUAAAAAUCACCACCGCAUACACACUGGAGAGAAACCUUAUUUCUGUUCUGACUGUGGGAAGAGUUUUUCUCAAGCAGGUUCUUUUAAAAGGCACAAGCACAUUCACACUGGAGCGAAACCUUACUCUUGUUCUGAGUGUGGGAAAGGUUUCAUUACAUUACCUGAACUUAUUAGCCACCAGAGAGUGCACACAGGAGAGAAGCCUUACUUUUGUUCUGAUUGUGGGAAGAGUUUCUCUACGUUAAGUCAUCUUAAACUUCACCAGCGCAUACACACUGGAGAGAAACCUUAUUGCUGUUCUGAAUGUGGGAAGAGUUUCUCUCAAUUAGGUAGGCUUAAAAGGCACCAGCACAUACACACUAGGGAGAAACCUUACUCUUGUUCUGAAUGUGGGAAAGGUUUCAUUACAUCAUAUGAACUUAAUUGCCAUAAGAGAAUGCACACAGGAGAGAUGCUUUACUCCUGCUCUGACUGUGGGAAGUGUUUCUCUGUAUUAUGUCAUCUUAAACGCCACCAGCGCAUACACACUGGAGAGAAACCUUAUUCCUGUGCUGACUGUGGGGAGAGUUUCUCUCGAUUAGGUUGUCUUAAAAGGCACCAGCACAAACACACUGGAGAUAAACCUUACUCUUGUUCUGAGUGUGGGAAAGGUUUCAUUACAUCUUUUGAACUUACUAGUCAUAAGAGAGUGCACACAAGAGAGAUGAUUCAUUCAUGUUCUGACUGUGGGAAGGGUUUUUCUAUAUUAAGUAAGUUUAAACUUCAUCAGCGCAUACACGUUGGAGAGAAAUCUUACUCUUGUUCUGCUUGCGGGAAUAGUUUCAUUACAUCAUCUGAACUUAAAAGACAUAAAAGAGUGCAUACAGGAGAGAAGCCUUAUGUCUGUUCCGAUUGUGGGAAGAGUUUCUCUAGGUUAGGUAACCUUAAAAAUCACCAGCGUACACACAUUUGAUCAGACUUACUCUUGUUCUGACUGGGAAAAGUAUCAGUCAUCCAGUUUCCCUCAGAAUACAGCAAUCCAAAAAAUGAAGGGAUCACUGAAAUCACGUAUAAGGUCUCGAUAAACUAAAUAUAUUAAAGAUCAAAUUCUUUACUGUAUAUUGUGCAAUUAAUUGAGAAAAAAAUGACAUAAUAAUGGUCAAUGGAAACCAAAAUCACCAACUGAUUUAGAGCUGGGUUCAAACUCACACGAAAGUCAAAGUAAACAUUUGAUAUCACUGCAACUCAUAAUGAGACUCAGUAUGGCCCCCACAUGCCUGUCAUCCAGGAACAACCUACAUAGACUCUGGCUCCAUGAGGCCAGGCAUUGUCCAGCACCAGGAGGAACCCAGGGCCCCCUGCACCAGCAUAAGAUCUGAUGAUGGGUUUGAGGAUUUCAUUCCGGUACCUAACCUGCCAAACCGGUCAUGUUGGAUGAUGUUGCAGGCAGCAUAACAUUUAGCAUGGUGUCUCUAGACCCUUUCACGUUUGUCACGUAUGAACUUCUCAUCUGUGAAAAGAACAGGGCGCCACUGGCAGACCUGCCAACUGUGGCGCUCUCUGGCAAAUGUUGCACGGUACUGGGCCGUGAGCACAGGUCCCACUAGAGGACUUUGGGCCCUUAUGCCACCCUCAAGGAGUUCAUUUCAGACAGUUUGGUCAUAAAUAUGCACACCAGUAGCCCGCUGGAUGUCAUUUGGUAGGGAUCUGGCAGUGCUCCUCCUGGUCCUCCACAC
Molecule: messenger RNA, 2848 nt
Organism: Esox lucius (northern pike)
Lineage: Eukaryota; Metazoa; Chordata; Actinopteri; Esociformes; Esocidae
Product: gastrula zinc finger protein XlCGF57.1-like
Exons: 3
Coding region: 283-2085 (600 amino acids)
Biological process (GO): regulation of transcription by RNA polymerase II
Molecular function (GO): DNA-binding transcription factor activity; RNA polymerase II cis-regulatory region sequence-specific DNA binding
Source: RefSeq, a predicted model, not a curated record